Penicilliopsis zonata CBS 506.65 is the source of this 1320-nucleotide messenger RNA. RefSeq lists its product as hypothetical. The record is from RefSeq and is a predicted model, not a curated record. Bases 1 to 1320 code for a protein of 439 amino acids. Gene Ontology annotation, molecular function: transmembrane transporter activity. Gene Ontology annotation, biological process: transmembrane transport. Gene Ontology annotation, cellular component: fungal-type vacuole membrane. The transcript is spliced from 2 exons. NCBI's taxonomy places the organism in Eukaryota, Fungi, Ascomycota, Eurotiomycetes, Eurotiales, Aspergillaceae.
AUGUCGACUUCAGGAACGGACUCCCAAGCCAUACAACAACAACAACAACAACACCAGGAACAGGAUUUGAGUGACACCAGUGACCUUGAUCUAGAGGUCAAGCCUGUCGAUGCUUCUGAUCUCGAUGUAGCACCAGAUGGCGGUUCGAAAGCGUGGCUUGUUGCAGCGGGCGCCUGGGCGGUUCUCUUCUCCUGCAUGGGCUUCGCAAACUCGUUCGGCACAUUCGAAGAGUACUAUUUGGCGAAUCAGUUACAGAAUGAACCCGUAGACAACGUCUCCUGGAUAGGGUCGUUGUCUACCUUCCUCCAAUUUGCUGCAGGGAUGGUCUCAGGGCCUUUAUUUGAUCGUUACGGCGCAAAGGUUAUACGGCCGGCGGCGAUCUUGUAUAUCUUUGCUAUAAUGAUGCUGAGCUUGUGCAAGCAGUAUUGGCAGAUCAUGCUUGUGCAAGGUAUUCUGAUGGGCAUCGCGAUGGGCUUUCUCCAGGUGCCAUCCAUGGCAGCCGUGCCGCAGUACUUCGACAAGAAACGGGCGGCGGCCCUGGGAGUCGUUAUAUCCGGCUCAUCUGUGGGCGGCAUCGUCCUGCCCAUCGCGCUGUCCAAGAUGCUGAAUGCCUCUUCUCUUGGGUUCGGAUGGUCGGUGAGAGUCAUUGGCUUUCUCCUACUGCCCUUUGUGGGAUUUGCCUGCGUGACUGUCGAGGCCCGUCUGCCACCCCGGAAGUCCGACUUCCUCAUCCCAUCGGCCUUCAAGGAACCCAGAUUCGUGCUGACAAUCUCCGCGCUUUUCUUCGCUUUCUUCGGCAUGUUCACCCCGUUCUUCUACAUGCCAACCUACGCGGUGACACGGGGCAUGGACGAGACCCUCGCAGGGUAUCUGCCUUCGAUCCUCAAUGCCGUCUCCACGUUCGGUCGUAUCAUUCCGGGCGUGCUAGCAGACAAGUACGGUCGAUACAAUACCCUCGCCAUCGGAACCGUCGCCAGUGGUAUCAUCAUUUGCUGCAUGGACUUGCCGAAAACUAACGCCGGGAUUAUCGUCUAUGAGGCUAUCUACGGCUUCGCGUCAGGUACCAUCCUUUCCGGGGCGGCCGCGGCCUUCUCUACCUGUCCUCGAACUCCCCAGGAGUUCGGGACCUACAUGGGGAUGGGUUUCACUGUCAGCGCCUCUGCCGCUCUUGUCGGACCGCCGGUCAAUGGCGUGCUUGUCGACACAUAUGGCGGCUACUCCCAGGUUUCCAUCCUGAGUGGUGUCGUAUGCAUCUUCGGUGGCCUCAUAGCAUUCUACACCAAGACCACGAGCCCUCAAGGUCUCUGGGGGAAUGUAUAA